GUACUGACCCCGCAGCAGCUAGACUCUCUCGCGAGGGCAGCCCUGGAUCAGAGGUUGGUUCAGUGCACGGCGUUGUGCCUGCGGGGAGUUCUGGAAACCAGGCCCAUGAUGGGUGGAACAGAAGCCCGGCGAGAUUCGGACGCGCUGGUGGCCCUGGUGUCACAGAUGACGCAGCUCACAUCCCUGGACCUCUCGGGGAACCGCCUCGGCUAUGCCAACUGCCGUAUCGACUCGCUGGCUGGUGCUCUGCCAAAACUUCAGAAGCUGACAAAUCUGAAUCUGUCCUGCAAUGGCUUUUUCAGCUUCCACGGUGGGGCUGGGCCACACGGUUCAGGGUUUGCUCUUCGCCCAGAGGAGAACCUGGAAAUUUUGGAUCUCCACUUGAAUGACAAGGCUUUCGUUCGGAGCUUUAGCAAGGAGAAGGAGUUGGCCGCGGCCUACCAUCUUCAACAGCUGCUGUCCAAGCUGAGGUCUUUGAAGCAGCUGAUCUUCUUCGAGAAUGACGUCGUGCUAAGUACGGUGGCAGACAUGGAGGCGGCAAAGCAGCCAGGAUGUGACAUCGACUUUGGCUUAGAAGACCACGUGGCGGCUGCACUCCGCGCCUUAGAGGCGGUGCCAGCGGAAGGCGCUUUUCGACCACCGCUCCUGCAGAUCCCUGGAGUGGGUCGACCAGUCCGUGCCGCGUACUACUUCCAUCUCGGCCGCAGUCUCGCUGCUUCGGACGAUGGUCUCCGGCAGCAUGUCGCGAAGGUCGACCUCUCGGGCGGGAAGCUGGGGCGCUCCUGGCAGGGCCUCACCGACUUGGUGCUUCCUCGCUUCCCCAGUCUUCGUGAGCUGGAUUUGACUGGAACGUCCAUAAACCUCGAGUUUAUGAAGGCUUUGCAGCAGCCGGUCUUCGCGUCCCUGUCCACUCUGAAUUUGGCAGACUGCUGCCUAUGCCACUUCACCAAUAUCGAAGACGAUCCCACGAUGGUCCAGCCCCUCUUGUUUUGGGCCGAGUCUCUGACCGAUCUGGAUCUCAGCAACACCUUUAUCAGUGAGUAUGGAGACUUUUCGCCUGGCCACCUGCAAGCCAACCUGCCCGCACUACUGAGAGGUCUGAAGAUCCUGAAAAGGUUUUCCCUAAGCCGGAACGACAUCGGAGACACUGGUGAACAGUUUCAGUACCUUGUCGAGGACGGUUUCCAGCCGGUUUUCGCCCAGGAGACAUCACUGCAGGAGUUGGAUCUGCGAAAGAACAACAUCGAGUCGCCUCCAUGGGCCGAGUUCAUAAACAAACUGAAGGCUGCAGUGCCGAAGGUUCUUCUGAGCCAUGAUAUGUGA
Symbiodinium pilosum is the source of this 1323-nucleotide messenger RNA. The record is from the annotation of a GenBank genome assembly. NCBI's taxonomy places the organism in Eukaryota, Dinophyceae, Suessiales, Symbiodiniaceae.